This is a messenger RNA of Limulus polyphemus (Atlantic horseshoe crab), 3501 nucleotides long. RefSeq names its product FAST kinase domain-containing protein 3, mitochondrial-like. Gene Ontology annotation, cellular component: mitochondrial matrix; ribonucleoprotein granule. The transcript has 6 exons. Gene Ontology annotation, molecular function: RNA binding. Gene Ontology annotation, biological process: regulation of mitochondrial mRNA stability; mitochondrial RNA processing. NCBI's taxonomy places the organism in Eukaryota, Metazoa, Arthropoda, Merostomata, Xiphosura, Limulidae. The record is from RefSeq and is a predicted model, not a curated record. The coding region runs from base 173 to 2419 and encodes 748 amino acids.
GCAGAAAAGAUGGCGCUUCUGUCAUUUUCACAUUAUGGUGUGGAGAUAAUACUAUGUCAUGUAGUCAUAAAUUUUCUUGUAUUUGAAUUAGUUGAAAACUCCAACUAAAAAAAUGCAGAUUUCAUCUGACAAGUUAUAUUAAACCUUACAAGGAAGGUGAACUAAAAUCAAGAUGAUUUGCACAGUUGUGUUAAGUAGAUUUUCCAAAUCUUGGAAAUUGCACACAAGUUUUGUGGCGAUGUCUUGUCCAUUUAUUUCCUGUCGAUGCAAAUAUGAAAUUGCUCAGUCGACAUCCAUGCACUUAUUGACUAGAACAUGGCAUUACAAAAUUAUAUCUGGCCCUGCAUCUAAAGUAAUUGUUUCCUUGAUAAAGGAACAGAACUGUAAGUAUUGGAAGUCGAAAGGAAGCUUCACUGGACUAAAUACUCUCAAUGACAGGUUAUAUUACAGGUUUAAAUCCACUUUUACCAAAGACAGGAAUAGUCUAGGAAGUUCAACAAUAUUAGUUCAGGAUGGCCUUGAUAUUCAGGAGCUUCCUGUGAUUGUGAAAAAGACAAGUGAUGUGCUAGCUGUAAUUGGAUGCACACCUGAUAGGUCUGAAAACAGUUCUGUGCUGGAAAAUAAAAAUCUAAAGAAAGACAGAAUUGAUACAGACCUUUAUUCUUAUCUUUCUAAGAAUAAAGAAAGAGUUGAGCAUAAGAAAAUAGAACAAAGUGAGAGUGAUUUUAUGAAAAUACGAACAAAUUUAGAAGCUUGCUUAUGCAUGAAGCAGUUGAUGGCAUACCUUCAAAAUCUGCCUUUGAAAGAAGUGUCUUCAGUUGUAGCAUUAGCUGUUCUAGAACGACUGAUUGACUUGCAGGGUGUGGGAUUAGAUAAAAUAUCUCUCAAAGAGUUUUCUGUGGAAAACUCUGUUCAUUCUGUUAUUAUUUAUAGGCUGUGUGAACUUGUAUGUGGUUCUGAAGACAUUAGUGCUAUAUUGGCAGGUUUAGGCUGUGUACUCAGGGGAAGGAUGGCUGAUGAAGAAAGAAAAAGGUACAUAGAGUGUUUUGUACAGGAUUGUCUUUAUCAAGUUAGUGAUGGCAAACUGAAUAUUCUACAAAUCUGUGAACUGGUAAAUCUGUUACAUAGGGCAGGUGGUGAUCAUCAGGCUACAGUUGACAAACUGUGGUCUAGUAUAGUUGACUCUGCUAAGUACAUUAAUGAAAAGAACAUUUUAACAGUAUUUGGAAUCUUGCCAUGUUUUAAAACAUCUCAGGUAAUCAUUCUAAGAACUUUGACAAAACAGGUAGAGUUAUGCUCUUUAAAACUAACCGGAACUCAGGUAGCUCUUAUUUUACAGAUUGUAUCAAAUUUACGACAGAGACCUUAUAAGCUGCUGUCUGUGUUAACAAAGUGGACAAAUCUUAAUCUGCAUACAUUAAGUGAAAAAGAAUUCAAAGAUAUCAUUAGAUUUAUGAACAGAAUGAAGUUUCGUGAUAGUGGUCUUGAUAAUGCUCUUGAACGAUACAUGAAGACUAAAGGAUUGAAGUGUCAGAACACUGGAAUUGUAAGAGUAGUUUCUGAGUAUUGUGCACUUUUCAGGUGGAGGAAUACAAAAGUUUUGGAAUGUUUGGCAGCUGUUUUUAUCAAACAUGGUAAAAAGAUGCCUCCAGAGAACAUAGAAAGUAUUGUAAAUCUGUUUGGACUUCUUAAUCAUCAACCACCUUAUGCUUUUGAAUUUUUUGAAAAUUUGGAGAAUGUGCUUUUGGAGAGAUUUGCUGAUUUCAAACCUCAAAGUAUAAUAGAGAUUCUGAUGUCUUGCAUUUAUUUACAGCGUUAUCCAUUGAACUUUGUGAAAAAAGUUAUUAGCCCAUUUUUCUUAGACAGACUUAAUGCUUGUUUAGCUGAUGCUGAACUUCGUUGGGCUCAUAGUAGGCUGAAAUUGUUGGAUGCUGCUCUUACACUAGAAUGCCAUCAGUACCGUGGACCAUUUUUUCCAAAGAAUUUGUCUGCUAAGAGUUUACAUAAAGAUGGUCGGUUAGUGAAGUUGAAAACUAGUUUAAACGAUUGCUUCAGUGAGUUGUUAGGAGGAGAGGAUCGAUAUAAGUUUUCCGUUGUGAUUCCUAGACUCCCACUGUCAGAUCUGUAUAUCAUAGAUUAUCUCUUUCAUCUGAAUAAAGCUGGAUGUCCAUUACCUUUAUACUCUGUUUCUGGAAUUUACAAAAGGGUUGCUGUCCUUGUGCAUUUACCAGAACAUUACUGUCUGAAUACUGAUCAUCUUAUUGGUCCACAAUCCACAAGGGAGCGUCACCUGCAUCUUCUCGGCUAUGAAGUUGUUCAUUUAAAUUAUGAGGCCUUAAACAGGCUGAGUUCUCAGACAGAAAGGCUGGAUUAUCUAAAGAAACAACUUGUAUUUCCUUUUAAUUCUUCAGCAUCAUAACAUUAGUUUUGUAAAUGUGACUUAAAAUGUAAAUAUUUUAGAAAUUUUAAUAUAUGUAAAUAUAUAUUGCUUCUUAAAUAAAUUAAAUUUAGGCAUCUGGACACAUGUUUUUUUAAUUUCUUAGAAAAUUAAGAUAAGAUUAUUGUUGUGCAGGAAGGUUUAAACUCUAGUUUUUACAGAUUAGGAUUCUCACUGUGGUAUUCAAGGAUUAAAACAUUUAUUUAUUUUUCUUACCAUUAAAUUAUGUAUGUUCAGACUAAAACUAAAUAACUUGUAAUAUAUUAUCCACUCUGUUUAAUUAUUUUCAGAUAGGUCACGAAUGACUUAUUGAUUAGCACUUUUUAACUGUGAAUCCAAGGAUUUGUGGUUUGGAUCCCUUCAAAACAUACACAACACUUUGGGGCCAUAGGUGAACUAUAAGUGAUGGUCAGAUCAUACUAUUUGAUCAGACAAAAGUAGCCUAAGAACUAGUGAAGAGUGUUUCCUUCUAGUCUAUAUUUUAAAUUAGAGAUGGCUGUUCACACAUAACCUUUGUCUAGCUUUGUAUGAAAUUCUGAAGCAAUCUUUACAUAGAGUAUUGAAAAUCAUUUUUCGUAGACAGUGUAAUUCAUGACCUUCAACAAAUAUGUGAACAUGAUUCAGGUUUUUUUUUUCUAUCCUUAUAUCAGGUAGUCAUAUCUGGAUGUAAGAUAUGAAAUAACAAAUAAAAUGAUAUGAUGGAAACAUGAAUUGUUAAUUUUUGUUUAGCUAUUCCCACUGGAAUAGACUAUAAUGUUUGAUUAACUACCCCCACUUAAACAGACUAGUUUUACCAAUUUUAUGGCUCAUGAGUGUUUAUUAGAAAAGAAAUGCAAAUAGAGUAAUAAAGUGGUGGAAUUUAAUCAGUUUGUUUGGUUUAGAUGUAUUGAAAAUGAGAAUAUUGUGGAAUAUGUAAAUAAAAUUGACAUUAUGUUAAGAACAUGAUUUAUCUAGGAAUAAUUUAAAUAAAAUGCAUGUAUAUAUAUACAAUGAAGGUAACCAUCUGAAAAAUUUAAUAUAUGCCAAGAGAAAUACUUAGAUUGGCAUAUUUUUCUAUUGUGGAA